AUGGCUCCUGCCAUAUCGUCUACGCCAAGAAAUCGGAUAGACGAAACUCUGGAAUUGGAAACUCAUCAAACCUCCUUUGCCACUUAUUUCACCCAGCCACUAAAACCAGUACAGGCUAAACAAAGUGUUCCUGGGACAAGUGGAUAUACUUCGGCAGCUGCUAGCUCAAAACCCUAUGCACCAGCUGCACCAAAAAACACCGUCAUGCCACCAACUUCAACCGUCAAGCCGAAUAUCCAAAAGCAACAGCGGCAGCCAGGAGAAGCCCAAUCCGGCAACUUCUGCUGGCAUUGCCAUUGGCACCAUUUCUCUCGCAGCCUUUGCGGGAUUGGCCGGCUUUUGGAUUUUUUUCCGGUACAAAAGGUACGGAAAGAGCUGCAAGAACACCAGGAAUGGCACAUGGACGGGAAACCUAAUAGCUUCAUUCAAAGGCGUAUUCCGGCAGAAGGAGAUGCCGUUCAAGAGGAAUAG
Pyricularia oryzae 70-15 is the source of this 471-nucleotide messenger RNA. RefSeq lists its product as uncharacterized. Bases 1 to 471 code for a protein of 156 amino acids. NCBI's taxonomy places the organism in Eukaryota, Fungi, Ascomycota, Sordariomycetes, Magnaporthales, Pyriculariaceae. The record is from RefSeq and is a predicted model, not a curated record. The transcript has 2 exons.